Messenger RNA from Ochotona princeps (American pika), 1971 nucleotides. RefSeq names its product zinc finger protein 883-like. Gene Ontology annotation, biological process: negative regulation of transcription by RNA polymerase II; regulation of immune system process; regulation of cytokine production. The record is from RefSeq and is a predicted model, not a curated record. The coding region runs from base 88 to 1971 and encodes 627 amino acids. The transcript has 5 exons. NCBI's taxonomy places the organism in Eukaryota, Metazoa, Chordata, Mammalia, Lagomorpha, Ochotonidae.
GUGUCAUUUGAAGACGUGGCUGUCAACUUCAGUCCGGAGGAGUGGAAAGGCCUUGACCGUGCUCAGAGAGCUCUGUACAGGGAGGUCAUGUUGGAGAUCUACAACAGCCUCUUGUCUGUGGGAUACUGCAUUAGCAAACCCGAGGUGAUCGUCAAGUUGGAGCAAGGAACAGAGCCAUGGAUGGUGGAGAAACCCCUAAGCCGGAGCUGGUCAGUUGCUCACAGAAAAGAUGAUCUGUUUAAAACCAACCAGAAAAACCAAGAAAUAAAUUUAAGGGUGCUAGAUGAGAUUCAAGCUGGGGAGAAAUGUGGUGGCCAUUCCGUACCUGGAAACUCGCUCCAGUGUCAGGAAGAGCGUGAGCAAGGGGAAGACUUUAGCGGCAAGACAACGUCCCUCGCCUGUGCAAGUGUUCAAAUGGGAGACACCUGUAAGAAGUCAACUAUCGUGGAAGGAAAUGUACCUGAGACUGGACAUGACGCUCCCCGUGCAAAUUCCUACCUCAGUAAACCUCAGCAAAGGCGCACAGAACAACUCCAUAAAUCUUUUCAGAAUGUGGAAACCCUCGUUUGUGAUUCAGAUCUUAAAAGAAACCAAAAAACACACGAAGGAAACAAGCCCAGUGCGUGUCUGCCCUGUGGGGAGUCUUCCAGCUCUAAAUCCUUUCUUACUGCCCCUCACAACACGAACGCAGAGAAAAAAGCUGAAGAAAGCAUUUGCCAGAAGUCAGACCUCACUAAAAAUCAGAGAAUUCGCUCAGGGGAGGCAUCUUUUAAAUGCAAUACAUGUGGGAAAGCCUUCUACCAGAAGUUGAAACUCAUUGCACACCAGAAUAGUCACAAAAAGGAGAAAACUUACGAGUGUAAGACAUGUGGAAAAGGCUUUUGCUGGAAGUCAAAUCUGAUUACACACCAGAGGAUUCACACAGGAGAGAGGCCUUAUGGAUGUAAUACCUGCGGAAAAGCCUUCCGCCAGAAGUCGCAGCUCAUUAAACAUGAGAGGGUUCACACAGGAGAAAAACCUUACAGGUGCAAUACAUGCGGAAAAGCCUUUGGCCAGAAGUCCCAACUCAUGAAACAUCAACAAAUUCACACGGGGGAGAAACUUUAUAGGUGUAACACAUGUGGAAAAACCUUUGGCCAGAAGUUGCAACUCAAGACACAUCAAAGAAUUCACACAGGGGAGAAAACCUACGAAUGUAAUGUAUGUAGAAAGGGCUUUUGCCAGAAGUCAAAUCUGAUUAGACAUCAGAGCAUCCAUACCAGGGUGAAACCUUAUGAGUGUGAUGAAUGCGGAAAAGCUUUUUCCCGGGAGCCAGACCUUAUUAUACAUCAGAGAAUUCAUGAAGGAAAGAAACUUUAUGAAUGUAAUACGUGUGAAAAACCUUUCUCUCAGAAAUCACAGCUCAUUACCCAUCAGAGGAUCCACACUGGGGAGAAGCCCUAUGAAUGCAAUACGUGUGGAAAAGCCUUUCGACAGAAAUCGCAACUCAUUACACAUCAGAGGAUCCACACUGGGGAGAAGCCUUAUGAAUGUGACACCUGUGGGAAAGCCUUUCCCUGGAAGUCACAAUUCACUACACACCAGAGAAUGCACCUACAGGAGAAAUCUUACGCACAUGAUGAGAUUAGGAAAGGCGUCCACCAAGAGCCAGACCUCACUACGUUUCAAAACGUUCACACCAGGGUGAAGCGUUACGAAUGUAACACGUGUGGAAGAGCCUUUUGCUGGAAGUCCCAACUCAUUAAACACCAGAUCAUUCACACAGGGAAGAAGCCAUACGAGUGUGAUACCUGCGGGAAAGCCUUCCUCCAGAAAUCCCAAUUCAUCGCGCAUCAGAGAAUCCACACGGGGGAGAACACUUAUGAGUGUGACACUUGUGGGAAAGCCUUUCCCUGGAAGUCCCAACUUGCUACCCAUCAGAGGGUUCACAUGGGGGAGAAGCCCUACGAAUGUGCCUUUGCACGGAGCUAA